GUCAUUUAUCACAUCGUGGGAUUUACCAAUGUAUGGGUGUGCAGGGAGCCACUCACUGUAUAUGGACAGCCACUGACCCGGCAUAUACUUGGCUGCAAAAGGGAUAUAUCUCAUCACUGGGUAACUCCUGGACAUUUCACUGUUGGCUGCUAUAGGGGGCUUUGGCAUCUCGCUGCCUCCUCGAUCUGUCCCUUUCUAGGGUCUGUUAGCCCCUUGCAGGGUACUUAGUAUAUGAUCCCAAGUGCAGUGCUGUGUAUUUAGUAUCAAGCUGCUUAUGCCUCCCGGAGCACCCCUGUACCUACCAGUGAUGCCACUCAAGCACAGCUCAACUGUGGACCUUGAAAAGCUGGCACUGGAGCACAUAACACCCCAGCUGCUCUCAUCUGGCUACUGUUAUCUGGAUAACUUUUUGGGGGAAGAGGUGGGGAGCAGGGUGCUGGAGCAGGUCUGGCGGUUGCACAAGGAUGGGGCCCUGAAGGAUGGCCAGCUGGCUGGAGAUCUUCAUGGUGUCUCCAAGAAGCAUCUGCGAGGGGACAAAAUCGCCUGGAUCGCCGGCACGGAGGAAGGCUGCGAAGCCAUUGGACUGGUUCUGUCUGUGAUUGACCGGUUGGUGGUGCUAUGUGGGACCCGACUGGGCGAGUACUACGUGAAGGAGAGGUCCAAGGCGAUGGUAGCGUGUUACCCCGGCAAUGGUGCUGGAUACGUGCGGCAUGUGGACAACCCCACCGGAGACGGCCGCUGCAUAACCUGCAUCUAUUACUUGAACAAGAACUGGGAUGCAAAGACACAUGGUGGCAUCUUAAGAAUCUUCCCCGAAGGUGGCUCUCGCGUGGCCGACAUUGAGCCACUUUUUGACCGGCUGCUCUUUUUCUGGUCUGACAGACGCAACCCGCAUGAGGUGCAGCCAUCCUAUGCCACCAGAUACGCUUUAACCGUCUGGUAUUUUGAUGCCCACGAACGAGCAGAAGCCAAGCAGAAAUUCAAGAGGUUGAACGAGUCCAAGCAUGACACCUCUACCAAAAGCAGCUGACUUUUCAGCUAAAGAGACGUGACGCCGGAUGCCCUCCUUUGCCUCUCUCCUCUGCUGGCCAGACUGUUGAGAUCUGCACUUUAUUUAGGAGAAGCCAAUGCUUCAGAAUGAUAGUUGUACAAGUACCCCCCCCCCCACACACACACACUGCCUGCCCCUUAUCAUUUCAGGAUUUGUCUCAACAAGGUUGAACUCUGGACUCCUCCAGAAAAGAAAAAAAGAA
This is a messenger RNA of Spea bombifrons (plains spadefoot toad), 1253 nucleotides long. RefSeq names its product egl-9 family hypoxia inducible factor 3 (gene EGLN3). Gene Ontology annotation, cellular component: nucleus; cytoplasm. The record is from RefSeq and is a predicted model, not a curated record. Gene Ontology annotation, biological process: peptidyl-proline hydroxylation to 4-hydroxy-L-proline; cellular response to hypoxia. The transcript has 5 exons. Gene Ontology annotation, molecular function: ferrous iron binding; L-ascorbic acid binding; peptidyl-proline 4-dioxygenase activity. The coding region runs from base 275 to 1030 and encodes 251 amino acids. Lineage: Eukaryota; Metazoa; Chordata; Amphibia; Anura; Pelobatidae.